AUGCAUUCCGGCGAUGUUCUCGAAAAGGGCACCGUAAUCUUGCAACUACAUCAUCGGAAAAUUCGUAACCGUGUCUUGCCGGUUGCUGUAGACUUCGAUCGUCAGAUCGGAGAACCUCGAUGUAUUCCAGGCAAAGGUUGGGCUGUUCCAUGUGAUGUCGUUGGACUUGGAAACUGUAACGGUCAAGAAGUCGAGAUAGCGUUCGAGAAAGAUGAGAUGGUUAGACCUCUUCUGCGAAUGUUGCUACCGCAGGAUGGCUCGUACUUGCGAAACGGUACAAUAAAAGGAUGUUGGGAGCUAACAGGGAAUAACAAUAGCCUUCUGUUAAGCCUUCCACGUGCCAAAGUUGAAUCAGAGGUUCUUCCUAUCAGCGUGCCAGCUGUUGUUAAUGUUUUCGUCUUGGACCGUGAGAAGGAGAUUCCACUGACAUUACUAGCCGCUAUUCCUGCACUGAACUGUCGACGUUAG
This is a messenger RNA of Angiostrongylus costaricensis, 468 nucleotides long. The record is from the annotation of a GenBank genome assembly. Lineage: Eukaryota; Metazoa; Nematoda; Chromadorea; Rhabditida; Metastrongylidae.